AAAACUAGUAUAGAGAAAGAAAUUUCUUCCUACCUAGUAACCUUUGAGGAGGCCAAACAAAAAACGGCAGGCACGCUCCUACACAAGUAAAUUUGUAACAUUCCUGAUUCAGAUUCAUCGCCUUUGAAACCCAUCCAUCUCUUAAACACUCACUCCACAACAUAACAAACCAACUUCCAAUUUCUUCGACAAUUCAGAGUCUCUCCUCUCUCCCCUCUCUCUCUGUCUCUCCCUUGCGAAUUGCGGUGACCCCUUUUCUCUCUCCUUUCUCAAGGGGUCGUCGCCCCCUCUCUCCACUCUCCUCCUCUCUCCCCAGAAAAAAAAAUAAAAAAACUCAAAAAAAAUCAGAAAAACAAAGGCACACUUCGAAUUCCAAUUCCAAUCCGAUCAAACCCCAAAACCCACCAAAAAAAUUCGUAUUUUGAGGAGCUGAGACUCAUAAGAAAUGUCGGAGAUGGCGAACACAGACCCGGAAGGGAUCGACGGAGUGCGGAUGACGUGGAACGUUUGGCCACGCACCAAGGUGGAGGCCAGCAAGUGCGUGAUCCCACUCGCCGCCUGCAUCUCCCCGAUCCGGGCCCACCCCGACAUCCCCACGCUCCCAUACGCGCCGCUGCGCUGCAAGACCUGCUCCGCCGCCCUCAACCCCUUCUCGCGCGUCGACUUCACCGCCAAGAUCUGGAUCUGCCCUUUCUGCUACCAGCGUAAUCACUUCCCGCCUCACUACGCCGCGAUCUCCGAGACCAACCUCCCUGGCGAGCUCUACCCUCAGUACACAACCCUCCAGUAUGCUCUGCCGGCCGAUUCAGCCGCCCCUCAAUCUCUGCCAUCGCCGGUCUUCGUCUUCGUGCUUGACACGUGUAUGAUCGAGGAGGAGAUGGGUUACGUCAAAUCGGCGCUCAAGAGAGCAAUUGGGUUGUUGCCCGAUAAUGCGCUUGUUGGAUUUUUGUCGUAUGGGACCCAAGUUCAGGUUCAUGAAUUGGGGUUCUCUGAUUUGUCCAAAGUGUAUGUCUUUCGGGGGAGUAAGGAGAUUUCGAAAGAACAGGUUUUGGAGCAAUUGGGUCUCGGCGUUUUGGGCCGGAGACCUGGUCCGGUUGGUGGAGGGUACCAGCCGAAGGGGGUUCAAAAUGGGUUUCCUAAUGCGGGUGUGACCCGUUUCUUGUUGCCUGCUUCGGACUGUGAAUACACUCUUAAUACGUUGUUGGAUGAAUUGCAAAGCGACCAGUGGCCUGUGCCACCUGGAAAUCGGUCGUCCCGGUGCACAGGAGUGGCGUUGAGCGUUGCAGCCGGUUUGCUUGGAGCUUGUGUGCCUGGAACGGGGGCACGCAUUGUAGCGUUGGUUGGGGGGCCAUGCACAGAAGGGCCUGGCGCGAUUGUAUCCAAAGAUUUAUCAGAACCAGUACGUUCCCAUAAAGAUCUGGAUAAGGAUGCAGCACCAUACUUUAAGAAAGCAAUCAAAUUUUAUGAUGGUCUUGCGAAGCAGCUGGUUAGCCAGGGUCAUGUCUUAGACCUGUUUGCAUCUGCACUGGAUCAGGUUGGGGUUGCAGAAAUGAAAGUUGCCAUUGAAAAAACCGGUGGACUUGUUGUUCUGGCAGAAAGUUUCGGUCAUUCUGUAUUCAAAGACUCUUUCAAGCGUGUUUUUGAAGAAGGGGAACAGUCGCUUGGCCUUUGUUUCAAUGGUACACUUGAGAUCAACUGUUCAAAGGACAUCAAAAUUCAGGGCAUCAUUGGACCUUGCACAUCGUUGGAGAAGAAAGGACCUGCUGUUGCUGAUACUGCUAUAGGGGAGGGGAAUACAACAGCUUGGAAAAUGUGUGGCCUUGACAAGAGUACUUGCUUGACAGUUUUCUUUGAUCUUUCAUCUAGUGAUCAGUCAAAUACACCAGGAGCUGUAAAUCCGCAAUUGUAUUUGCAGUUUCUUACAAGUUUUCAAAACCCCGAAGGUCAAAUGAUGCUACGAGUAACAACAAUUACUAGACGAUGGAUAGAUAGCACUGUUAGCUCAGAGGAAUUGGUUCAAGGAUUUGACCAAGAGACUGCUGCUGUAGUAAUGGCAAGAAAAACCUCCUUGAAAAUGGAGACAGAGGAAUCUUUCGAUGCUACACGAUGGUUGGAUCGGGGACUCAUUCGUCUCUGUUCCAAAUUUGGUGACUAUCGAAAAGAUGAUCCGUCAUCCUUUACUUUAAAUCCAUGUUUUUCAUUAUUCCCUCAAUUUAUGUUUAAUCUCAGGCGUUCGCAAUUUGUGCAGGUUUUCAACAACAGUCCAGAUGAAACUGCCUAUUUUCGCGUGUUGUUAAAUCGGGAAAAUAUCACCAAUGCGGCUGUCAUGAUUCAACCAUCAUUAAUAUCAUAUUCAUUUAAUUCUCUUCCACAACCUGCAUUGUUGGAUGUGGCUUCAAUUGCAGCAGACCGGAUUCUCUUGUUGGAUUCGUAUUUUAGUAUAGUCAUUUUCCAUGGAAUGACAAUAGCACAGUGGCGUAACAUGGGAUACCAGAAUCAGCCAGAACACCAGGCAUUUGCACAAUUAUUGCAAGCUCCUCAUGAUGAUACACAGUCAAUCAUUCGGGACCGGUUCCCUGUUCCUAGAUUGGUGGUGUGCGAUCAGCAUGGCUCGCAGGCAAGAUUCUUGUUAGCAAAGUUGAACCCGUCGGCAACAUAUAAUAACGCCCACGAGAUGGCUGCGGGUUCAGAUGUAAUCUUCACAGAUGAUGUAAGCCUUCAAGUUUUCUUUGAGCAUCUUCAGAGGUUGGCAGUGCAAUCUUGAGAGCCAGAUACAAUUUCAUAUUCUACAGCUACACUCGAUUUUGGUGCGGGGAAACUCAGUCGGUUUAAAUUUUCUAUCCCCUCUCAUCCUCCUGUUUCAUUAAAUUGUUUUCCUUUCAUUCCAAUGUAUCUAAGACAAGAGGUCAGACCCCACAUUCUUUUAAUAAGAAAAAGCUCACAACAAUUCUUUGGGGUGCAGGGAAGGUAUGUACUUCCUUGAUAGAAUAAGGGACACAAAGAUGAAAUGAGUUUGAUAUAUGUGGAAAGAAAGGUAUGACAGGGAUGUAACUCAAGGAGGCUCGGAGCCAGUCAGUAGGAUCUUUUGUGAGGUUUCUUUCUUCCCUUUUUUUUUCUUUUUCUUUUGUAUUCAACCAGGUCAGGAGGUAUUUUCUUGUGUGUCUGAACUUAAGUUAUACUCUGAUGGGUUUAUGAAGCUAGGCUGUAUUUACUCUAAAAUAUACUAGGCCCAAAAGAAUGUUUGGAUUCA
This is a messenger RNA of Prunus avium (sweet cherry), 3250 nucleotides long. RefSeq names its product protein transport protein SEC23 E. Gene Ontology annotation, molecular function: GTPase activator activity; zinc ion binding. Lineage: Eukaryota; Viridiplantae; Streptophyta; Magnoliopsida; Rosales; Rosaceae. Gene Ontology annotation, biological process: endoplasmic reticulum to Golgi vesicle-mediated transport; intracellular protein transport; COPII-coated vesicle cargo loading. Gene Ontology annotation, cellular component: endoplasmic reticulum exit site; COPII vesicle coat. The record is from RefSeq and is a predicted model, not a curated record.